Ceratitis capitata (Mediterranean fruit fly) is the source of this 1566-nucleotide messenger RNA. It is a transcript of the gene dimm, whose product is annotated as protein dimmed. Bases 425 to 1447 code for a protein of 340 amino acids. The record is from RefSeq and is a predicted model, not a curated record. The transcript is spliced from 4 exons. Lineage: Eukaryota; Metazoa; Arthropoda; Insecta; Diptera; Tephritidae. Gene Ontology annotation, molecular function: protein dimerization activity.
UUUAAAUAUUGAAUAUCACGGGAAAUAUCAAUAACAUUUAGUGUUCCUCAAUCACUUUGGCGCUUUACUCUUCCUUAUAUACAUCAACGGGGCUCUGCGUUCUAAAACACUCACAUACGCAGAUUAUGUCAAGCUUUUUAAUCGUUUGUUGUAUUGAAGACAGAGAACUCUUGCAGCUCGGUGUUACAAUGGAAUUAAGUCAAAAGCCGUCUUAGUUUUCAGUAAAUGUUGAGCUAAGGAUUUCAAUGAACCAUACAUUACAAAAUUUACUUAACUUGUGAGACCCAUUUUGGAAUACUCUUCAGUUUAAUGGUAUCAACACUAUGUGAACUGUAAUAAAUUGGAAUCUCUACAAAAGCAAUUUCUACUAUUCGCAUAAGGAAAUAACAUUGGGAUACGGGUUCUUCCGCUUACAAGUUUCACAAUGGGGUCUAAUCAUAUUUCCGAUAUUCUGGCCACGCAUGAAUAUAUGACUUUGGAACAGCAACAACACCAAAUGCAUCAACAUCAAUUAAAUUCCAGCAUUAGUAGUGAAAAUCCAAGAUCUCCAAUUGAUUUGCCGGAAGGAUCAUCACGACCUGUGCGGAGAGCUAGUCAAAGAACUACACAGUUAAGCAAUAAUAAUUAUGAGAUGGAAAUGACAGAUUCAAGUUCACAAAGCGAUGACACAAGUGGCGGUGGCGGCAGCAGUAAUGGCGGCAGUGCACGACCAUCCAGCCGCGGUAGGAAUACUUUAUCAGGCUCCACACAAAAUCGCCGCAGGAAAGGUGUUCUCAAUGCAAAGGAACGUAAUCUGCGGCGAUUGGAGUCAAAUGAGCGCGAACGCAUGAGAAUGCACAGCUUAAAUGAUGCUUUUCAGUCUCUACGUGAAGUUAUACCCCAUGUGGAAAUGGAGCGCCGUCUAUCCAAAAUAGAAACUUUAACUUUGGCCAAAAACUAUAUUAUCAAUUUGACACAUAUAAUUCUCUCGAAACGUAACGAAGAGCCAUCCCUGGAUUUGAAUGGUGUCAUCUUGAAUGGCGCCACCACCGAUCUAAGUUGCCAAAAUGGUAUGGGAGUAAACGAUGUUGGCCUUGGCGUUGGGGUUGGUAUUUUGAAUUUAAAUGGUAGCAGCAAUGGUGGUAAUGUCAAUGGGCCCGGUCCCGGUUCCGGUUCCUGCUAUGAGGAUGUGCUCACGAAUGGUACAAAUUCAUAUGAUUGCGCCUUAGCAGCAUCGGAUGUAGUGAAUCAGCAGACACCACGUCUAACAACCGCCACUACAACAAUACAAAUACAGAACCAAAGUCUCAGCCAUAUGCAGCCACAGUUAUCGCAGCAUCUAAUGCAAGGCAAUCACAAUCAGUUGAUGCUGCAACAACCAACAACAACUGCAUUACUUUUGAACAAUGGUUUUGAUGCGAAUGACAACAACAACAACUACGAUGAACCAUUUCGAGAAUUUAUAUAAACUUUUGAAAUGAAAAAAUAAAAAUCAAGUGGGUGGAUAAAAGAAAUUAAAUAUUUAUUUGUUAAAUGCCAAUUACCAAACCAAAGAGGUUACGACCGGACUAAGUUAUUGGUUAGUUC